UCAAGAAAGUCCUAAUCCGCCAGAGAAGCGACCUAAAGCAGGACUGUCCUACACGGUUCAAAUCCGUGCUGCACAGACUCAUGCACUCAUGGCCAUGGCUCCAUGCACAGCCGACUGACCGGCCGAAGUGGCUGAAGGGAAGAAUGGCCAAAACGUCCACAAAAAGAGGCUGGGUGCCGUCCAGCCGCUAGCGGCCACGGCGCAGAGAGACGCGAAUGCGCCUCUCAGCAAAGAGGAUUAAGCAGAAGAGACAUAGCACCCCCGCCACCAGGACACCCCCCCGCACCGGCCCCACGCACCCAAAGCAGAAGGCUGCUCUCGUACCAGCACAAACCGGGAAGCAAAGUAAGACGAAGGCGAAGAGAGACCGUGCAAGUAAAUUCACCAGCAACCAAGCCCAAACCACCGCCCCCAGGAGUAUGUCCAGCAGAUUUCCGAAGAGCGCGGCCCAGAGAGACACGGUCCUUGUGAUGUUCCUUCUCCAUACGCGCCGCAGUGCCCUUUGCAGCUGAUUCCAUGUGAGGCGGAGAGCAGUGCUGUCCAUUGCGAGUCUCAAGAGCCACGCGAAAGAAAUGGGUACGAUCAUCACAGCGAUGUCGCAAGGACCACAUUUCCCUUCGCACGAGCUGGUCUGAAGCCAUCGUCGGCUCAGUGCAUCGGUCACUACCGCCGCGGCGAAGCGGGGGGCCAUCGACACAAGCCCAGGCAGCAGCAUGUAUGCCGCCGUCACACAUGCGGUCGGAUGCGGCGAGCGGCCACUUGAGUGAUAGAGGGGAUGGAAGAGGCUCAGCAGCAUGUGGAUGACGAAGCGCAAGGCCAUCAUGCCAAGGGUCCCCGCAGCAAGAGAGAAGAGGAUCCCGGCGAAUUCCUCUCUCUCUUCUUCUGGCAAGGCUGCGAGGCCAUGGCGGAAUGCAGAGAGGUCCUGUCUCAUGCUCACAGAGAAAGAAGGUUGCUCCGGUCGCCGGCAUAAGCCAUCCAGGACGCCAAAUGCGACGAUGAGGACGCAUGCUGCCGGCAGACACCCAAGUAGUUGGGCGUUGCUUGUGCCGUCGAACCGGUAUGGGGCCUUACAAAUGUAGCAGUUGACCAUCCGCCAUCCUAAACACAGACACACGCGGCAGCCAGCAACACGAGUGCAUACUGCCGCCCUCUCCUUCAUCGAAUGCUCACCACUCCUCCUCAUCGCUUCCCACAGACAACUGGCGUGGACCCACUUGCCUGAGAGACACAAGGGGCGUUCAGUGCAUGCAGUUCCCUCUGUGAGUCUCCCUCCCUCCCCCCAUCUCUGUUACCCGUCCCUCGGCAGUCACAUGGCGAUAUGAGCGGCCCUGUGUCGACGUCCUCGUUGCUGUCCAGGCAGAUGCGGCAGCUGGCAUCGGGCUCCGGCGGCCACACGAGCCACGGCGAGAGGCACUCCGCGAGCAGGCCCAU
Molecule: messenger RNA, 1431 nt
Organism: Vitrella brassicaformis
Lineage: Eukaryota; Vitrellaceae
Source: the annotation of a GenBank genome assembly